Molecule: messenger RNA, 1564 nt
Organism: Panicum hallii
Lineage: Eukaryota; Viridiplantae; Streptophyta; Magnoliopsida; Poales; Poaceae
Product: protochlorophyllide reductase B, chloroplastic
Exons: 4
Coding region: 105-1289 (394 amino acids)
Molecular function (GO): protochlorophyllide reductase activity
Source: RefSeq, a predicted model, not a curated record
UCUCUCAUCUUCUUCUUCCCCCCCGCCCAACAAGUGAGGAACCCGCAGGCCGCAGCCAAAUCCCCACCCGUUCCGCGACGACCUCUUGCCUUCGCCGGUCGACCAUGGCGCUCCAGGCGGCGACGUCCUUCCUCCCCUCGGCCCUCUCCGCGCGCAAGGAGGGGUCGGUAAAGGACUCGGCGUUCUUGGGUGUUCGUCUCGCGGAUGGCCUCAAGCUGGAUACCAGCGCUCUGGGCCAGCGCACCAAGAGGGUGAGCACGUCGGUGGCCAUCCGCGCGCAGGCGGCGGCGGUGUCCUCCCCGUCGGUGACUCCCGCGUCGCCGUCGGGCAAGAAGACCCUCCGCAAGGGCACGGCGAUCAUCACCGGCGCGUCCUCGGGUCUCGGCCUGGCCACGGCGAAGGCCCUGGCGGAGACCGGCAAGUGGCACGUCAUCAUGGCGUGCCGCGACUUCCUCAAGGCGUCGCGCGCGGCCAAGGCCGCGGGCAUGGACAAGGACAGCUACACCAUCGUGCACCUGGACCUGGCGUCCCUGGACAGCGUCCGCCAGUUCGUGAAGAACGUGCGGCAGCUGGAGAUGCCCAUCGACGUGGUGGUCUGCAACGCUGCCGUGUACCAGCCCACCGCCAAGGAGCCGUCCUACACCGCCGACGGCUUCGAGAUGAGCGUCGGCGUCAACCACCUCGGCCACUACCUCCUCGCCCGCGAGCUCCUCAGCGACCUCCAGUCCUCCGACUACCCCUCCAAGCGCCUCAUCAUCGUCGGCUCCAUCACCGGGAACACGAACACGCUGGCCGGGAACGUGCCGCCGAAGGCGAACCUGGGCGACCUGCGCGGGCUCGCCGGCGGCCUGAACGGCGUGGGCAGCUCGGUGAUGAUCGACGGCGGGGAGUUCGACGGCGCCAAGGCGUACAAGGACAGCAAGGUGUGCAACAUGCUGACGAUGCAGGAGUUCCACCGGCGGUACCACGAGGAGACGGGCGUGACCUUCGCGUCGCUCUACCCGGGGUGCAUCGCCACCACGGGGCUGUUCCGGGAGCACAUCCCGCUGUUCCGGCUGCUGUUCCCGCCGUUCCAGAAGUACAUCACCAAGGGGUACGUCUCCGAGGAGGAGGCCGGGAAGCGGCUGGCGCAGGUGGUGAGCGACCCCAGCCUCACCAAGUCCGGCGUCUACUGGAGCUGGAACAAGAACUCAGCGUCCUUCGAGAACCAGCUCUCCGAGGAGGCCAGCGACGCCGACAAGGCCAAGAAGCUCUGGGAGAUCAGCGAGAAGCUCGUCGGCUUGGCCUGAUCGAUGUGUGUGCAUCACCAUGGCCGGCGCCGGCAGCCGGCGACAGUUUUUUCUUCCCCAUAGGACACGUUCGCUAGUUGAUCUCAGACAAUGUGGUGAGCCCGUGCCAAGAGCUAGUGCCAUGAGCACAAGUGUGUACACGUGUACAAUAUUUGCUACUGCACCGUGAUGGUUUUUGCAGUGGACUGUAACUCUAGCCUUUUGCACUGCUUUUGUAAUUUUUAAGAGGUUAUUAUUGGGCUGCCAAAAUCAAAUCAGCAAUUGCCUUUCAGCAA